AUGGCUACACAUUUCAUUCAUUCUUCCAUACUAACCCUAUUUCUGUCUUCCUUCUUCACCUUUUCUAUGGCUUUCACACCUCAAGACAAUUUCCUUAUUAACUGCGGUUCAAACACAAACGCCAUGGUCGCCGGCAGAGAGUUCGUCGGGGAUUCGAUCAAACCCGGCUCCGGUUUUCUAUCUUCUGGCAAAUCAAUCACUCUCGCAAUCCCAAAUCCGAAUCGGAAUUCGUCGGAGCUUUACGCCACUGCGAGGGUUUUCAACAGUGUGUCGAGUUAUGGAUUUAACAUCAAUGAAACUGGAACCCAUUUGGUACGUUUCCACUUUUCUCCCCUCGAUUCUCAGAAUUAUAAGCUGAGCAGUUCGAAUUUCAGUGUUUCUGCAAAUGGGUUUUUGAUUUUGAACAACUUUCGUGCUGAAUUCACUGUUGUUAAGGAGUUCAUACUCAUGGUAGAUAAGAUUCGUCUCGAAAUAACAUUUGAUCCUCUUGGGAAAUCUGGGUUUGCGUUUGUGAACGCAAUCGAAGUGUUCUCUGCUCCAAAUGAUCUUAUUGUUGAUGGUGGAGCUAAAUCGGUUGGUGUUGAUGGAAUUCAAGAAUUCAAGAAUCUUGCUUCACAGAUUCUAGAAACUGUUCAUAGAAUCAACGUAGGAGGUUCGAGAUUAACACCAUUUAACGAUACCCUUUGGAGAACUUGGAUCCCUGAUGAAGAAUUUUUAUCUAUAAAAUCAUCUGCAAAAAUCGCAACCACCACUCAAUCCCCAAAUUAUCAAAAGGGUGGUGCUACGAAAGAAGUUGCUCCAUAUAAUGUUUAUAUGACUGCCCAAGAGAUGAACAGAGAUAAUGUGACUCUAAAUUCGUUUUUCAAUCUAACAUGGGGUUUUCCGAUUGAUUCAGGAAAUGGUGUUCGAUAUUUUGUUCGAUUACAUUUUUGCGAUAUCGUUAGUUUUUCGCUAAAUCAGUUGUACUUUAAUGUGUACAUCAAUGGGUUCUUGGCUUACAAAGAUCUUGAUCUUUCUGUGCUUUCGUUUCAUGUUCUUGCAUCGCCUUUCUAUGCCGAUUUUGUUGUUGAUUCCGAUAGUUCCGGGGUUCUGCAAAUCAGUGUUGGCCCUUCUGAUCUGAGUACUAGUUUGAAAAAGAAUGCGAUAUUGAAUGGUGUCGAAAUCAUGAAGAUAGUGAAUCCUGUUGGUCGGAAAUCUUGGCCGAAAAAGAAGAACAUUUGGGUUUUGAUCUGUUUGAUCUUAGGAAGCUUGAUUGUUGUUAGUUGUGCUGUGUUAGCAAUCUUGAUUCUUUUCAGGAAGAAGACUAGAAGAAAGACGAGAAGAGCGGAAAGCAACGGUUGGACACCGUUACGUGUUUAUGGAGGGAGUUCACAUAGUAAACUUUCCGAAGGAACACAUAAUGUCGGAAAAUUGAAGAUCCCGUUCGUUGAUUUACAAUCUGGAACGAAUAAUUUCGACAAAGAUCUGAUAAUUGGUUCAGGAGGAUUUGGUAUGGUCUACAAAGCCGUUCUUCGCGACAACUUUAAAGUUGCGGUCAAACGAGGUGUCCCUGGUUCUCGACAAGGGCUCCCGGAAUUCCAUACCGAAAUUACUAUUUUGUCCAAGAUCCGACACCGACAUCUUGUUUCUUUGGUCGGUUUUUGUGAAGAACAGUCGGAAAUGAUCCUUGUAUAUGAGUAUAUGGAAAAAGGACCUUUGAAGAAUCAUUUAUACGGAUCGAAUUUACCGCCAUUAUCGUGGAAGCAACGACUUGAAAUAUGUGUUGGGGCUGCACGCGGGCUUCACUAUCUUCAUACCGGCUCGGCCCAAGGUAUAAUUCACCGGGACGUUAAGUCGACCAAUAUAUUGCUUGAUGAAACUUAUCUCGCCAAGGUGGCGGAUUUCGGGCUAUCACGGUCGGGUCCGUGUUUGAGUGAGACCCAUGUGAGCACUGGCGUGAAGGGUAGUUUCGGGUAUUUAGAUCCUGAAUACUUUCGAAGACAACAACUUACUGAUAAAUCGGAUGUUUAUUCUUUUGGGGUCGUUCUUUUUGAAGUGCUAUGUGCUCGGCCUGCUGUCGACCCAUUGCUGGGCCGGGAGGAGGUCAACUUAGGCGAGUGGGCGGUUCAGUGGCAGAGGAAGGGGUUGCUUAAGAAGAUCAUAGAUCCACGGAUCGCUGACCAAAUAAAACCGGAGUCGUUGAAAACAUAUGGGGACACGGCCGAGAAAUGUUUGGCGGAUUAUGGUGUCGAUAGACCAACUAUGGGUGAUGUAUUGUGGAACUUGGAAUAUGCACUUCAGCUUCAAGAGACGGAAACCGUGGGUGCAACCAGCAGCAACCACACUGGUGCACCGGAGAUUGCAGCCGGUGGUGGGUCUAGCAACGUUGAUGGUUCGGUUUCGGGCAUUAGAACGAGCCAAGUUUUUUCUCAGUUGAUGACCAAUGAUGGUCGGUAACCGAUGGUCCAUUUGUUUGGGUCAUUUGAAGUGUGUUCGUUUAGUGGUAACCGAUAGUCCAUAAAUUUUACAGGGAUGUAUGCAUUCUGAUGAAAGUUUCUGGUUAUGAUGAAA
Messenger RNA from Cynara cardunculus var. scolymus (artichoke), 2550 nucleotides. RefSeq names its product probable receptor-like protein kinase At5g24010. Gene Ontology annotation, molecular function: protein kinase activity; ATP binding. The coding region runs from base 1 to 2436 and encodes 811 amino acids. Gene Ontology annotation, biological process: protein phosphorylation. The transcript has a single exon. Lineage: Eukaryota; Viridiplantae; Streptophyta; Magnoliopsida; Asterales; Asteraceae. The record is from RefSeq and is a predicted model, not a curated record.